GGCAGUUUGCAAGGUUCUCCGAUACGAGAGGUUUCCACGGAGAGGCGACUCGUGUCAGUGUGAAGAUGUGGUCCAUUGUGGUAGUACCGUUCGUCUUGGUGGUCACUGUCUCCGGACAGAGGCCCUUCCGUACACCAGAAGACCUGAAGGGGCCACAUGUAGACGUUCAGCUGGUGCCGGAAUUCGCCGCAGCCUGCCCUAGUCCUGAUGGGUUCUUCGCGGACGCCUACCAGUGCGACAAAUACUAUGAGUGUGUGGAUGAUGUGAUAGCUGAGAAGCUGUGUGCUGAUGGUCUGGUCUUUGUCGACUUAAACUCCAAGAUCGAGAAGUGUGACUACAUCAACGUGGCCGACUGUAGCGGCAGACCCGAACUACAGCCUCCCAUCUCAUCCGAUGUGUGCCCCCGAAAGAAUGGGUAUUUCCCUCAUCCGGACCCGACAGUGUGCGACAAAUUCUACUUCUGUAAUGCUGGGGAUGGUAAUCUGGUCACUUGUCCUGAAGGUCUGGUGUUUAGCUUGAAAACCAAUAACUGUGUGUGGCCCGAUGCGGCUAAUAGAACUGGUUGUUCCGCUCAGGGUCUCUUGGAGUUCGAUUGCCCAAAGGUGCCACACAACAUAGCCGUCAGUCACCCCCGCUACGCAGAUCCCCUCGACUGCCAGUUCUUCUAUGUGUGCCUCAACGGCAAUAGCCCCCGCAGAAAUGGUUGUAAUCUCGGCCAAGUCUUCAGCUCCAGCAUCUCCGCUUGUACCUCACCUCUUGACGUGCCUGAGUGCUCCAACUACUACGUCGAGUACUUUGAUAACUACUUCAAAACCUUGGAGACUACCAACGGCCACGUCAGUGCAGAUAUCCUUGCUGCCGCCAUCACCUCCGGCUACGAUGUUCCCCAGCUGAAGAAGAGAAUCGACCUGAGCUCUGGUACAGGUGCCAGGCGCCCGUCCAAGGCCCGAGGCUCCACCCCUGCUCCCCCCCGCGCCCCUGCAGCUCCCACCCGUCCACCUGUCAGCCAACCAAGACCAGAAGCAGCUGUAUUGUCUCCCAGCCGUCCACGGAGUCCCCCCAGGCCUGUUAGUCCCACAAGACAUCGUUUCGGAACCCAGUCCAAGCCCACAGCUACCGCUCCACCACCUCCUCCUACCCCAAUAGAAGAGGCCGCCUACGACUACCCUGCUGAUUACACUGAUCCUGCUUACUACGAUUAUCCUGCUGAGGCUGCUGAACCUGCAGCCCCGCCAUCCACCACCACCCCAGCUCCUGCACAGGCCCCUCGACUACCUGUCAUCAGGCGUCGAGUUCCUCUCAGGAAUCUAAGACCAACACAAUAGGGUGUGAUUGACGUGUUGGACAGACAGCUGAUAAGACGUCCAGUUAGCAUGUAGAGUGAGACAGGUGUUGUGAGCCUGAGAACAUGUCAUAGGUGUAAAGUUGUUAUGUUAUAAACAAAUAGUCCAUUAGAUAGCCCGUGAGCCUACGAAAGAAGCCAAGUAUGGUGUGUGAAUAAUUGGCAGUCUGUUAGUCAGCCUGACAACGCAGUAUGUUGUGAGGCUGUCAGACCUCACUAUAAACAAGUGGAGGGAGACAACAAUGGAGCACAGGUUUGUUUACAUCUGGUAGCUGCCGUGUCUGUUAACUUAGGCUCUUUAAAAAUACAGUGUGGCGUCAGUCAUGUAUACAAUCUUAGGAUAAUCAUGGCUGCGUUUAUUCAGCUCUCUCUUGACCUGACUGACAGAUGAGUUCACCGAGGGAGAGAUAUUUUCUUCAAGGUGGGUAAACGCAACCUGAGAGCUCCUUAGUCAGUGUAUAUACUUGCUGUGCAUGAUUGUAAAAUAUUAUAACAGUUACUUUGCUAGGUUAAGAACAUGAAUUGUGAGCAAAAACAAAUAAGGAUUUUUUUUAACAUUUCAUUAAGGUUAACAUAUUACACAGUAUCAUUUAAGAAAAUAAAUGAGAGGUUUAGGUGCUAUAUCCAGAUAAACUUAAUUUUCCACUUAAAAUGAUCACAUACAGAAACCUAUUUCCUGUAUAUGUCAUUCUGUAUGCGUAAAUUCUGUCGCGUGAAAAUAAUCAUCUAAUACUUAAGAGAACAAAGGUAAUGUUGAUAAAUUAUACUCUCUUCAUUGGUUUUAAUAUCACAAGCAAAAUUGUUAUCAUUGUCGUCAGGUAAUAUUUCUGACGUGACCUGAUCCUGCUUCAA
This is a messenger RNA of Homarus americanus (American lobster), 2194 nucleotides long. RefSeq lists its product as uncharacterized. The transcript is spliced from 7 exons. Lineage: Eukaryota; Metazoa; Arthropoda; Malacostraca; Decapoda; Nephropidae. Gene Ontology annotation, molecular function: chitin binding. Bases 66 to 1325 code for a protein of 419 amino acids. The record is from RefSeq and is a predicted model, not a curated record. Gene Ontology annotation, cellular component: extracellular region.